AUGGCUUCCUCACAGGAUGAUCCGAAGUCUGAUGACUCAUAUAUCUCUGAUGCUUCAGAAGACAACCAGAUUGACACUCAAGAUCGAGCUCCUAAGCGCCGACGCCUCUCGGAGUCCUCCAACGACUCUUAUGUUGCGCCUGCACCUCUCCCCACCCUCUCCCGUAUCAAGAAAAAGGACGAUACCGCAAAGAAAUCCGAUUCGAACGAUGAUGAAAACCCAGUCACAAUUAAGGAUGCCCUUGAGAUUGGCUUGCAAGCUGAGUCGUCCACUUUUGGUGCUCUGAAUGUGUCGCCAUGGCUUGUAGGGUCUUUGACUACUAUGGCUGUUCGACGGCCCACAGCCAUUCAGAAGGCGUGUAUUCCUGAGAUUCUGAAGGGUCGGGAUUGUAUCGGUGGAAGUCGGACAGGUUCCGGAAAGACUAUUGCAUUUGCCGUUCCUAUUAUGCAGCUAUGGGCCAAGGAUCCCUUUGGAAUCUUCGCUCUGGUAUUGACCCCGACUAGAGAGCUUGCGCUGCAGAUCUUUGAGCAGUUCAAGGCUAUCUCAGCACCACAGAGCAUGAAGCCCAUCCUUAUCACCGGUGGUACCGAUAUGCGACAACAGGCAACCGCUCUCGCAUCGCGCCCCCACGUCGUAAUCGCAACCCCUGGUCGACUCGCGGAUCACAUCAAGACCUCUGGUCAGGAUACAAUUGCAGGAUUGGGGCGUGUCAAAAUGGUCGUGAUGGAUGAGGCAGACCGACUGCUCGCAGGCGGACACGGUAGCAUGCUGCCAGACGUAGAGACCUGUCUGUCUGCCCUACCACCUUCAGCAGAGCGCCAAACCCUCCUCUUCACAGCUACAUUGACGGCCGAAGUUCGCGCCUUGCAAUCCAUGCCCCGCCCAGAGGGCAAGCCGCCUAUCUUUGUGACAGAAAUCUCCACCGAAAACCAGGGCAAGAUCCCCCCAACCCUCAAACAGACCUACCUCCAAGUCCCCAUGACGCACCGUGAAGCCUUCCUGCACGCCCUUCUCUCUACCGAAGAAAACGUCACCAAGCCCGUCAUCAUUUUCUGUAAUCACACAAAGACCACUGAUCUGUUGGAGCGCACUCUUCGCAGACUGGGUCACCGCGCUACCUCGCUCCACAGUCUUCUUCCCCAAUCCGAGCGCACAUCUAAUCUUGCCCGGUUCCGCGCCGCUGCUGCUCGCGUCCUGGUCGCCACUGAUGUCGCAUCGCGUGGUCUCGAUAUCCCAAUCGUUAGCCUUGUUAUCAACUUCGACGUCCCUCGCAAUCCAGACGACUACGUCCACCGUGUUGGUCGUACAGCCCGUGCCGGACGAACCGGUGAGGCAGUCACUCUGGUUGGACAACGUGACGUCGAGCUCGUCCUCGCCAUCGAGGCACGGGUGGGUCGAAAGAUGGAAGAGUGGGCCCAGGAGGGUGUGAACAUCGAAAGCCGUGUCGUACGAACCAACGUCCUGAAAGAAGUUGGAUCAGCAAAGCGCGAGGCCAUGGGUGAGAUCGAUGAAGGCCGCGAUGUACUAGGCCGCAAACGCAAUAAGUUGAAGAAAAUCCGUUGA
This is a messenger RNA of Penicillium odoratum, 1563 nucleotides long. It is a transcript of the gene dbp8, whose product is annotated as ATP-dependent RNA helicase DBP8. The coding region runs from base 1 to 1563 and encodes 520 amino acids. The transcript is spliced from 2 exons. NCBI's taxonomy places the organism in Eukaryota, Fungi, Ascomycota, Eurotiomycetes, Eurotiales, Aspergillaceae. Gene Ontology annotation, molecular function: ATP binding; nucleic acid binding; RNA helicase activity. The record is from RefSeq and is a predicted model, not a curated record.